AUGUCCUCGGCUACCUCGGCUGCCACCGCCCCUGUAGCGAUCUCCGGACCAGUCAGCGGUCUUCCUCCUGAUCAUGCAGCACCAGUCGCCGUCAACCCCUUCGCCACGACCGCAAUCAAGUCCCACGUUUCCAUGACGUUGGAGCUAAAGAACCCUAACUACAACAAGUGGGUAUCCUUCUUCCACUCCAUGUGCGGCAAGUUCGGCCUCAAGUCACACAUCGACAGCUCCGUUCCUGCGCGAUUGACCGAUCCCGCCUGGGAGCAGGUGGACUGCUGCGUCCACAGUUGGCUGUUCGGCUCUAUCGCUGAUGACAUCCUCGACCUCGCCAUGGAACUGGACCAGACUGCGCGUGAUCUCUGUGUUGCCAUCGAGAACCUAUUCCAAGCGAACAAGAUGCUGCGCGCCAUCUUCGUGAGCCACAAGUUCCACUCCAUGACUCAAGGUGAUCGCUCUGCUUCGGAGUACUGCCAACACAUGAAGAUUGUCGCCAACUCUCUCUGCGAUGUCGGCCACACCAUCUCCGAGUCUCAGCUCAUCCUCAAUCUUCUGCGCAGCCUCAACCCCCACUUCCCCAACACCGCAGACGACAUCGCCAACUCACCCGAUCUGCCCUCCUUCGUCACGGCACGUAACAUGCUCGUCCUCAAGGAGCGGCGGCCCGCCGGUUCUUCUACUUCUUCAUGCAGCUCGGGUGUCUGCUGCUCCUCUACGUCCUUCACAGCACCAUCCGGUGGCGACGACUCUUCUGCAUCGACUCGCGGCGACAACAGGCACGGCAAGGGCCGUGGCCGAUUUGGCGGCAACCGCGACCAGCAGCAAUAG
Molecule: messenger RNA, 825 nt
Organism: Phragmites australis (common reed)
Lineage: Eukaryota; Viridiplantae; Streptophyta; Magnoliopsida; Poales; Poaceae
Exons: 1
Coding region: 1-825 (274 amino acids)
Source: RefSeq, a predicted model, not a curated record